AAACAGCUAUAUUUCGGGUCCUGCGCCGCCGAGGUCAGGAGGGUGUUUGUUGCGGUGUAUCCUCCAUAUCGUCCUACACCGGCCGGUCCCUGCUGCAUUUCUGCCACUUUCCCUGUUUCACAAGUUUACAGCAACAUCAUCGACGACAGUAAUACUCGGCAAAAUGGCAGUUCCUCCAACAUAUGUAGACCUUGGGAAAUCAGCAAAGGACAUCUUCAAUAAGGGAUAUGGUUUUGGACUGGUUAAGCUGGAUGUGAAGACAAAGUCUUCAAGUGGAGUGGAGUUUAAAACUUCCGGCUCAUCCAACGUAGACACCAGCAAGGUCACUGGAACCCUGGAAACCAAGUACAAGUGGGCCGAGUAUGGGCUGACGUUCACAGAGAAGUGGACCACGGAAAACACACUUGGAACUGAAAUUUGUGUUGAGGAUCAGAUCACCAAAGGGCUGAAACUUACUUUUGACACGACAUUUUCACCAAAUACUGGCAAGAAGAGUGGCAAGGUCAAGACCGCUUACAAAAGGGAAUACCUUAAUGCAGGUGUUGAUGUAGAUUUAGAUUUCGCUGGUCCUACCAUCCAUGGAGCCGGAGUGGCCGGCUACGAGGGAUGGCUGGCUGGCUACCAGAUGACCUUUGACUCGGCCAAAUCAAAGAUGACCCAGAGUAACUUUGCAGUUGGUUACAAGACCGCAGACUUCCAGCUCCACACCAAUGUAAAUGACGGUUCAGAGUUCGGGGGAUCCAUUUACCAGAAGGUAAACGACAAACUGGAGACUGCUGUUAAUCUGGCCUGGACAGCAGGCAGCAACGGCACUCGCUUUGGAAUUGCUGCAAAAUACCAGUUAGACUCCAGUGCCUCCAUAUCAGCCAAGGUGAAUAAUGCCAGCUUGGUAGGAAUUGGAUACACCCAGACUCUCCGGCCUGGUAUGAAACUAAUCCUCUCGGCACUGGUGGAUGGGAAGAACAUCAAUGCUGGUGGUCACAAACUUGGUCUGGGCCUGGAGUUGGAGGCAUGAGGACCUGCUCUGCCAUGUCAGAGGAGAAAUAUCAGCUCACUCUGAUCCUGAGCGUUCCUGUCUCGUCAGCAACAGAUAUUUUAAAGAGCCAAAAAAGAAGCCCAGGUCUCGAGCACUGUUAAAAUGGAAACCUUUCCACCAGCCUCCUUUUUAUUGUGGUUACAAUAACUAGUCAUGUUUCAGUCACAAGUAUUUAUCAAUCCUUCUGCCAAUUUAUCCUCACUAGUGAUCGUAAAACUCUUCCUAUGGGUGCAUCAUGUCCUGGAGCGGUUUCAGAAAACAAAACUUUAUUUUGCCGAAGUGUGAUCAUGUAGAAUGUAAAUCUGUUAAUUUGCACAGUGGAAUAUAUAUCUUUAUUUAAGCUCUUUUCUCCUUUUUUGUUUUAUUUGCACAUUCUGUUUGUAUUUUUAGUAGUGAUCUGUUGGUUUACUCCCAACAAAAAUAUGCUUAUCAAGAUCUUAGCCAAUUUAGUGGCUGGUCAUCGCUCGUCUUUGUAGAGGCUUAACUGUGCUGCUGUGUGAUGAGUUUGAGACCUCCGCUACCUUAAAUAGCUGCUUUCUAAGUUGCAAGACAAUGCUACAUGGAUUUUCUUUUCCUCAGUGUGGCUUGGGUGAAAGAAUAUCUGAGUGAAUCUUCCAUUUUUCUUCCCAUUUUUGAGGACUGUGACACUAAUCAGGAAGCGGUUUGUGUGUUGGUGUGUGUGUGUCUAACCUUUGCAAUAAAUUCCUGAAACCAA
Molecule: messenger RNA, 1751 nt
Organism: Cottoperca gobio
Lineage: Eukaryota; Metazoa; Chordata; Actinopteri; Perciformes; Bovichtidae
Product: voltage-dependent anion-selective channel protein 2-like
Biological process (GO): monoatomic anion transmembrane transport
Cellular component (GO): mitochondrial outer membrane
Molecular function (GO): voltage-gated monoatomic anion channel activity
Source: RefSeq, a predicted model, not a curated record